Salmo salar (Atlantic salmon) is the source of this 434-nucleotide messenger RNA. RefSeq names its product Ubiquitin-conjugating enzyme E2 variant 1 (gene ub2v1). NCBI's taxonomy places the organism in Eukaryota, Metazoa, Chordata, Actinopteri, Salmoniformes, Salmonidae. The record is from RefSeq and is marked provisional.
UAUGGUUACGUGUGCGCUCCCGCUACUAAGCGACAAGAUGGCGGUCGCCGCCGGAUCAGGCGUUAAGGUUCCUCGUAACUUCCGGCUGCUUGAAGAGCUGGAAGAAGGUCAGAAAGGUGUGGGGGAUGGGACGGUGAGCUGGGGAUUGGAAGAUGAUGAGGACAUGACCUUAACAAGAUGGAGAGGGAUGAUCAUUGGCCCUCCUAGGACAAUCUAUGAAAAUCGGAUGUACAGUCUGAAGGUUGAAUGUGGUCCCAGAUAUCCAGAGGCACCACCGUUUGUCAGAUUUGUGACUAAGAUCAACUUGAAUGGUGUGCACAACUCCAAUGGCGUGGUUGACACACGAGCAGUGUCUGCACUGGCCAAGUGGCAGAACUCAUACAGCAUCCGUGUGGUCCUGCAGGAGCUCAGACGACUCAUGAUGUGCAAGGAGA